Molecule: messenger RNA, 1869 nt
Organism: Periophthalmus magnuspinnatus
Lineage: Eukaryota; Metazoa; Chordata; Actinopteri; Gobiiformes; Gobiidae
Product: NADPH oxidase 4
Exons: 18
Coding region: 105-1784 (559 amino acids)
Biological process (GO): superoxide anion generation; defense response
Cellular component (GO): NADPH oxidase complex; plasma membrane
Molecular function (GO): superoxide-generating NAD(P)H oxidase activity
Source: RefSeq, a predicted model, not a curated record
UCAGGCACGGAGUUAACCAAAAGGGGGACGGGUUUUCUCAUGAGCACUCCGCGCGUUCUGUGAAGCCGUGGUCGUCAGCUGCUGCUCCGUGUUUUGGAGACAUCAUGGUCGUGUCGGUGCGGAGCUGGGUGGCCAACGAAGGAGCAAAGCACUUAGUUCUGUUAUUGUGGCUGGGGACGAAUGCCUGGUUAUUUGUGAGGACCUUUCUACUCUAUUCCACUGGACCACAAUAUUACUACCUACAUAAGAUGCUUGGGCUUGGGCUCUGCAUCAGCCGUGCCUCAGCCUCAGUGCUAAACCUGAACUGCAGCCUGGUUCUGCUGCCCAUGUGUCGAUCUCUUCUCACGUUUAUCAGAGGAACACAAAAGAUGUCCAGCAGAAAGACGCGCAGACUGCUGGACAAGAGCAAGACCUUCCAUGUUGCGUGUGGAGUUGCCAUCUGCAUCUUCUCCGUUUUGCAUGUUUCUGCCCACCUUGUGAAUGUGGUCAACUUCAGUACGAGCUAUUCAGAGGAAUUCCCUGCUCUCAAUUUGGCCCGUUACAAAGGAGAGGAUCCCAGGGUGAUUGUUUUAACUACAAUCCCAGGUGUCACUGGGCUCUUGUUGGUUCUUAUCCUAUUUUUGAUGUUUAUCUCAUCAUUCCACUGCAUCAGGGCUUCUAAUUAUGAGAUCUUCUGGUACAUUCACAACCUUUUUAUAGUAUUUUACAUAAUCCUGAUGAUGCACAUUGUUGGUGGGGCUUUGAAGUACCAGACCAACAUGGAGGCACACCCCCCUGGUUGUGUCAGAUCAAACCAGAGCAGCUCAGGGCAGGACAGGGAAGAGGCGGAGCAGGCAGAGGACGGAGAGCCACGGUGCAGAGAGGACCCCCACUUCCACCAUCACUAUCCCCAAACCUGGCUUUGGGUGUCUGCUCCCCUCUGUCUGUACUGUGCCGAGCGUGUAUACCGCUACAUUCGGAGCAGUGAACCUGUUACUAUCGUGGCUGCCAUGAGACACCCUUGUAAUGUCAUGGAGCUGCGCAUGGUCAAGAAAAACUUCAAAGCUCGCCCAGGACAGUAUAUUUUACUCAACUGCCCAGGUGUCUCUUCCUUUGAGAACCAUCCCUUCACGCUAACAAUGUGCCCUUCGGAGAACAAGCAGACUUUUGGUAUCCAUCUGAGGGUUGCUGGUGACUGGACUGAUCGGUUCACACAGCUUCUACUCCCCCCACCAAAGCUAGGCCUUGAAAUCCUUCCCAUGGUGCAACAGAGGAGAUAUCCCAAGCUUUACGUGGAUGGGCCAUUUGGCAGUCCUUCAGAAGAUGUGUUCAAUUAUGACGUCAGCCUUUGUGUGGCGGGGGGAAUAGGAGUCACACCAUUUGCCUCUGUGCUUCACGCAUUGCUUGAUGGUUGGACUGGUUUCAAAUUGCAGAGAUUGUACUUUGUGUGGGUCUGCAGGGAGCUCCAGUCCUUCUACUGGUUUGCUGACCUGCUAUGUGCCCUGCAUCAAAAGCUUUGGUUGGAAAACAAACCUGACUAUUUCAACCUGAAACUAUACUUCAGUCAGGCUGAUAAGCUGCAGAACAUAUCCGAGGAGAAGUAUCAAGUGCUCACUUCAAGGCUGCAGUUUGGGAGACCCAGGUGGAAACUGCUGUUGAAUGACAUUGGACGGGCCAAUACAGGGAGGAGAGUGGGGGUGUUCUGUUGUGGACCUAAAGGCAUUUCCAAGACCCUUCACAGACUGUGUAACUCCAACCCUCUCACAGGAACCAUUUUUGAAUUCAACAAGGAAUCCUUCAGCUGACUGACAGCAACAGGUUUUUUCAUGAGAAAUUUCUAGUUUUUUGUUACCAACUUUGAUACUUGAAACAUUUUACAAAAAAAUAGUC